Messenger RNA from Wyeomyia smithii (pitcher-plant mosquito), 5752 nucleotides. RefSeq names its product putative ammonium transporter 2. The transcript has 6 exons. Gene Ontology annotation, biological process: ammonium transmembrane transport; ammonium homeostasis. The record is from RefSeq and is a predicted model, not a curated record. Gene Ontology annotation, molecular function: ammonium channel activity. Gene Ontology annotation, cellular component: membrane. The coding region runs from base 3723 to 5573 and encodes 616 amino acids. Lineage: Eukaryota; Metazoa; Arthropoda; Insecta; Diptera; Culicidae.
GUGUGUGUGUGUGUGUGUGUGUGUGUGAAGCGUGUGUGUGUAUGAAGCGUGUGUGUGUGUGUGAAGCGUGUGUGAGUGUGUGAAGCGCGUGUGUGUGUAUGUGAAGCGUAUGUGUUUAUGUGAAGCGUGUGUGUGUGUGUGUGAAGCAUUUGUGAGUUCGAAUCGUGUAUUCAUUUAUGAAGCAUUUAUGUUCGAAUCGUGCACAUGUGUGUGAAUCGUGUAUGUAUAUGUGAAUCGUGUGUGUGUGUGUGUGAGCAUGUGUGUAUGUAUGUGGAGCAUGUGUGUGUGUAAAGCGUAUGUGUGUUUGUGUGUAAAGCGUAUGUGUAUGUUUGCGUAUAGUGUGUAUAUGGUAUUAACAUUAUUAGUAUAGUGUAUGGUUUGGUGUAUUGUAUGGUAUGGGUACGGAAGAAUCAUUUUUCACACCCACCUUAGUCCCACGUCGAGCCUACGUUUGUGCACUUAGGCACAUACUCUUGAACUUUUUUUCGUAAGACUUUUACCCCUCGAUCAUUGUUUUGAUCUUUUGUGGUAACAUUUGAGGGUUUCUCUAAGUUUUUCCUCCAGAAUCAGGAUCUUUUCAUUACUCGAAUGUUCGUAGCAUUGCGCAAUCAACCCGAAUAGGGUAUUCCACGGCAAGAUAUCACAAAAUCUGAAGAAACUAAUCAAAUUGACAAAGGCAUGAUAAAUGCACUCAUUAAAUAAUAAAAAUAAAAAUUCAGCAAAUAUGAAUGUUCCAACUUCGCAUUAAUCGCAAUUACGAAUGGGUGAGCAUGGGGCAGAUUUUCUUUCUGGUACUUAUUGAGAAACACAUAACCUUUCCAAUGGUGGGUAAAUUUUUGCUGGGACUUGCUGGGAACCCAAACAAAAAUCCUUUUUUGUAAAAAAAAUGUUGAUCAAAAGAAACUGAAAACACGUGUAUGGCAAUCGCUUGUUUUGAACAAGUUUUUUCAACCUAUACAACACAUUACCUACACAAAUUUACCUAAUAUACCUUCGUUGUUACCGCCCAUAUUAAAUUUACGCUCAAGAAUUACUUCAAAGUUAUAAUAACACGAGUGAAAGUGUAUAGUUUUCGUACAAUAAUUUGUGACUUAUUCAUGGGCUCUAACUAAUAUCAAGGUUAUGAUAGUUACUGUAGUUUGUAAUCAACUCAAAUAAUUUCAAGAUGGCCUGCAUACAAAGUAGUAAGUAAGUAUCAGAGAAUCCAAAAAUGAUCAAUAGCACGAGGAACACUUGAAUAAUUUUUUUCGUGUUUUGGCCAAGUUUUUGACUGAAAUACUCCUAGUGCUAGUAUUGUCAUGAUGAUUUGUACUGGUAUUGGUUAUAUUUUUCAGAAUGCUGCUAUCGUUAAAACAGUGCAAGCAGUAAUCAAUACUGAUGAUCUAAGUACUGACUAGGUUAAUACAAAUAUGAACUAAUCGAUUCACUCUCAUGAAUCCGGUCAUUCAAAAACAUCAUCGAAUCAAUAAAUGCCCCAGUCUAGUCCCGUUCCCCUCCGUCUACACCCAACAAAACGACAAGAACACGUUUGAACCUUAAGCAGAGGUUUUGGAAUCAACAACUGCACCCCACACGAAUUCACCAGGACCUGAGAACCCGAGGCCUUCAGUGAUAUCUUGGCUCAGCGGCACAUACCAUAGGCCACUUGAACACCAGCGAACAACAACAACGAACCAUAACCAGCAACUAGCCCCCGCACAAUACCUUCAGGACCCGAGAAUAACAAGCCCCUCUUCCAGCUCAUGACAUCGUGGCUCAGCAGAACAAAUCCAUACAUGCUGCAUAUUCAUGGCCAUUCGAAGAGCAUCAGACGACCAUCAAACUACAAAACAGUGAUUGAAAAAUACAUCCUAGUUUUAAGAUAGACUUAAUUUCAGCUCGUAGUCGGCAGCGAGGAUAAAAAAUUUGCUUUAAGAUUUUAAGUCUUCAGAUAUAAUUGGCGCCGUUAAACAUUAAAUUGUAUUUGUGCCUUGUCAAAUAAAUGAUAUGAGAAAAAAAUCGAAUCAAUAACAAUUAAAAAGACAUUGGGUUUGUUCAAAACAUUUUGCAUUUAACGGCGACUCUGGUUUUAUUUAUAUGUCAGUAAAUUCUGUUCCAACAAGGCUCGCUAUUGGCUGUUUUGGUUGCUAUUUAUUGAAGCGAAAACGUUUAAAAUUGUAACCGCUUUUUCUUGAUUUUCCUCUGGAUCUUCUCGGGCACCUUGCUGAGGCGGUAUUCCAAAUGAACAUUAGUACAUUAGUAGAAAGGAUCCAAACAUGCUUUUUCUUUGCCUUCUUAAGCAUUUCCAUAUUCCUGGCAUGACCUGGAAUGCCCGUCGAGGAUCAAAAGUACCGAAGAUUUUUCUGUUAAUUUAGUCUAUCGGUCAAACUAAACGGUCAAACCACAUGGGAAACGUAUAUGAUGAGUUCCAACCGCGCUACGGGUGCUUCAACCUUUAGAGCCUCACUCAUAUGUUUUCAGUGGAAAAUUCAUUGUAGAAAUAUAUUCUCCCCAUACUGUAAGCUGCGGAAAUGGUCAUUAUGACUUUUUAUGUAAAAACUGCUCCCGCUACUUACCGUGCGCCUUCCAUUGCCAACACUUUGCAACUCUAUGUUACAACCUAUGAAAAUAAAAUAAUCUCUAAUACUACCUCCAAUACGAGUAAUAGUCAACUAGAUACUUACGGUACUGGAACCAGUCUUAUGCGCUUUCCAUCUUCGAUUCGAGGGGAACGGACUACUUCAUAAAUCUCUCGGAGGAGUUCAUAAAAGCGAUUAACACUAGAUCGAUUGCAUCCCACAACCACAAAAGAUCAAAACAAUAAUGGUCGCAUUUACGGAAAAAGUUGUAAAGGCGAGGCGUUUUGCCCCGACUGAGCAUUUCAUACAGAGUUCCCUUAAAAAAUGUUUCGGUUUCUAAAAGAUCAAACAAAAAUUUAAACGAAAAUUAUUUCUUCGACUCUCUUGUGCUAAAAUAUUUGAAUUGGUUGAAUAAGAUCGAUACAAACUCUGAAUUGUUUUUAUGCCCAUGAGUAUAGUUAACCAAAAUUUCGUUGAAAAAUAACACAAUGCAAAAAAAAAAACAAUAACACAACGAGUGCACUGCGAUACCGGCGGAAAUAAAACCUUUUGUGUGUGUUGUUAAAUUUAACAUAUACGCUAUCGAAAAACUAGUAAUAAUAACCAAACGGCUAGAAUUUUUUUCUUCCUAUUUCAAUUUCCACAUGGAUAUGUUAUAAAAUAAAAAUAAAAUUUGUAACGGUCAAACUAACAAGAUUUUCUAUUUCUGGAAAAUAGCAGACCUCUUAUUGCUAUAUAAAAUGUGAUUUUAUUGAAAGUUACCGUUUAAUAAGUUAUAGGAUGUCACAUUCUGUGAAUUUGCUAUACUACGAAAACUGAGACUUUUUUCCAUUAGACGAAAAUUAAAGCGUACGCUUUAAACAUUUAAGUUCAUUAAUUUAUCUUUAAAUAGCUGUUCCCUAUUGUUUACUAUGUAGUAUUAUUACUGAUUGCUGUGAAGUGAAAUAAACCAAAUCAGAGGCGAGCAUACGAUCAGAAAAUGGUACAUACUUCAAUUGUUAUAUAGCGUGGGAGAGGGCGUAGUAAAACACGGAAGCUCAUUAAGUCAAUUCUGUGCAUGUUUAAUGGCAAUGAUUAGACGGUAUAUUUGUUUAAGCCAAUUAACUAAAUUGAUUUACUCGUAUAGUAAUGUUGUCAUUGAAAUUUUAAUUAAACUGUCGUCUUAUGGUUGGAAAGAUAGUAAUCGAUAUCGUUAGUCUUGAUUUGACAGUCCUCGAAAAAGCGUCAGAUAUUUACGAUAUUCGUGAUACAACAGUUAUGAAAAACAUUGGCUCUAAAAUGAAUAUGUCUAUUUCGCAAUUAUCAUCACACACUUGGGCUCGAAACAACAGUUACGUUAUACCUGGAGUUUACGAUUUAACAGUUGAAGAUACAAACUGGGUGCUUACUUCAUCUUUCAUCAUUUUUACAAUGCAAACUGGCUUUGGUAUGCUGGAGUCUGGAUGUGUUUCUGUUAAAAACGAAGUUAAUAUAAUGAUGAAAAACAUAAUUGAUAUAGUUCUAGGAGGAUUUACAUACUGGCUUUUUGGUUAUGCAAUGUCCUUCGGUCGAGGUGAAUUGAACAACCCUUUCAUGGCUUUGGGUGAUUUUUUGAUAGAUCCAAGUGUAAGUGAUCCACUUUUCGGACCAAUAUUCGCUGCUUUUUUGUUUCAACUAUCGUUUUCAACGACUGCAACUACUAUCGUCAGUGGUGCAAUGGCAGAGAGGUGUAAUUUCAAGGCGUAUUGCUUGUUCUCCUUUCUUAACACCAUCGUUUACUGCAUACCGGCCGGAUGGGUUUGGGGAGAACAUGGUUUCCUAAGUAAGUUAGGAGUUGUUGAUAUUGCCGGGAGCGGACCAGUACAUCUUGUAGGAGGAGCAUCGGCUUUUGCGUCAGCCGUAAUGCUCGGACCACGGCUCGGGCGUUAUGCGAAAGGUAUCGAACCUCUACCCUUGGGUAAUCCCGUGAACGCAUGCAUGGGUUUGUUUGUUCUAUGGUGGGGAUGGUUAGCAUUCAAUUCAGGCAGCACGUACGGUGUUAGUGGUGCGAAAUGGGUUUAUGCAGCUCGUGCUGCUGUAAUGACAAUGAUGGGAUCUUUUGGAGGGGGCAGCUUUAGUAUGAUAUAUUCGAUGGCACGCAAUGAAGGGCGAUUGGACAUUGUUGAUUUAAUCAACGGCAUUUUGGCAUCACUGGUGUCGGUAACUGCGGGUUGUUUUUUGUAUCACGCAUGGGAAGCUAUAAUCAUAGGAGCUAUAGGAUCUGCUCUAUGUUGUCUCUGUAUGCCUCUCUUUGAUAAAAUGGGUGUCGAUGAUCCAGUAGGUGCCAGUGCUGUUCAUGGCGUUGCGGGAAUAUGGGGUGUUCUGGCUGUCGGUUUAUUUGCUGACAAUCCAGUCCCGUUGGGUACCACGAACGGACGAUUUGGUUUGUUCAAAGGAGGUGGUUGGUAUCUGCUUGGUGUACAAUCUCUUUCUGCUUUAUGUCUUGCAUGUUGGUCUAUUUGUACUACAUUAGCACUUCUUUGGAUCAUUAAUAAAAUAGUACCAAUAAGGAUGGAUCCAAAUGAGGAAUUGCUCGGCGCAGACCUUAUGGAACAUCGAAUAAGACAUUCACAGAUUGGAAUAUCAAGGGCACUUUCGGCAUUGGCUCCUUUAAAAGUUGACUUAGAUGACGUUGUUAAUGCACCUUCUAUUGGUCGAAACCCAGGACACGAUCAAUGCUUAGAUGAAAUACGUGCCGCAAGCCAGAAGCUAUACGAGUGGCGUUCUUUUAUGGAUAAAAUGUCUCCACAGAAAAAAACUAAAGCUGAGACAUCAGUAGACAAGAAUGAGUUUGCGAACAAGGAUUCUUUCAAACUCCGUAAUAUAAAGCGGAAUAAUAGGAGUAAUCUUACAACAUACGCUGAUAACCAAGGAUUUGACGGAUCCUCCGGGGAUGAUGGAGCGAAACUCGGAAAUAAACCUUUUGCAAUAUCUGGAAACGUUUUAGGCAAGAUCCAAUCUGAAAGAAAUGAGCAAAACUUUGCUUGGAUAGAUUGAAUAACGAACGACAACAAUCGACGAUGAACGUUUAAAUUAAGAAAUAAAUAUAUUUAUACUGCAUAUACAGGUAGUCACCUGUAAAUUCUGGAUUUAUCAGGAAAUAUGAUUUUACCGGAAAAAUCAUGAAAUUUUUAGCAUAAUUAGGGAUUUGUUGCUAUUUAAAAAGAAUUUAUAUA